AUGGCAGACGACGCACUUCCAGUCGAGAACGUUUUUGGUGAUGAGUCAGAUAUGGAGGAAGACUUUGCAUCUGCAAUAGUUCAUCCUAGGGUGACUGCUACUACUAUUAAGUUUGAAACGUCCCUCUAUCAUAUGCUCAAACAAGAGGGAUACUUUCGGAAUGCAGUCGAUGAUGAUCCUCACCAGCAUAUAACAAACUUUCUGGAGUUCACAAAGCUGCCCCGAAACUCUAUUGCUACAUGGGAAGAGAUAGUCAAAGUGUUUCUCAGAAAGUGGUAUCCCCCGAGUAAAAGAGCUGAGAUUCGUGAUCAGAUUUAUGAGUUCAAACAACGUCAUGGGGAGCAACUUUUCAAAGCUUGGGAGAGGUACAAAGAAUAUUUGGAUAGGAGUCCGAACCAUGGUUUCCCAUAUCAUAUUCUGAAGGAAAAGUUACACGGAGGGUUGGAUCCUAUGACUCAAGCAAUGACCAAUAAUGCUGCUGGUGGGUGUUUCAUGAAUAAGUCCUAUGCUAGUAUUGCUGAUAUACUUGAUCGAUUGACUACACACAGUCAAGCGUGGCAUUCGAGUAAUUCUGAGGGUUUAUCACUUGGGACACCAUUGAUCCAAAAUAUUGUGAAGGAUAGCCAAGAGACGCAACAGACAUUGGCACAACUAGCCACUAAUAUCUCUUUACUGACAAAGAGAUUUGAUGAGAGGGAAGCGAAGAUGGUAAACGUGUGUGAAGAUAUCUCAGGCAUGCCGCCUGGAAUGUACCAAGUCCAAGAGGGUCCAUAUCAAGAGGGUCCCCCUCCGCCAGUUGAAAAUGUUCACUAUGCAGACUACAUAGCAAAAAGGGAUAUUCCUGGGCCAAUUCAGAGAUACUGGAGACCUCAACAAGGGCAGGGUGCAUACAACAACAACCAAGGGAACUACAAUAACAACUAUGGUGGACCGAACUAA
Lycium ferocissimum is the source of this 939-nucleotide messenger RNA. RefSeq lists its product as uncharacterized. The coding region runs from base 1 to 939 and encodes 312 amino acids. The record is from RefSeq and is a predicted model, not a curated record. Lineage: Eukaryota; Viridiplantae; Streptophyta; Magnoliopsida; Solanales; Solanaceae. The transcript is spliced from 2 exons.